UUAUUGGUAAUGACAUUAACUGAAAUACAAUGGAAUAUUCAUUUGAAAGCAGCAGUCCAGGGCCAUGUUUCAGCAUUGGGAAAUUUUUGUCACAGUUUUCAGAUUUGUGCGGUGAAUUUGGAACUUACAUUGCGCCAACGUAUCGCCAUGACAGAUGCGAAAGGUCUGUACAGAUGCGCCUCUAUACUCUUAACAAGCGGCAGUUUGUAUUGGUAUUUGCUGCAUUCUUUCUGUGCUUUCUUCUCACAGUAUUUAUAGGACUGGCAGGACCAUCUGUUAUUGAAACAUCAGAGACAUCUGCUGCAGAUCUAAAUCCAAAACCAAAUUUACAGACUGGCCCUUUUAUCUUGCCUUCUUCAUUAAUGUCAACAUUUCACCAACAGCUGUGGUUGAUCGCACAAAUACAAAUCAACUCUACUGGUGAUGUUGAAGUACACACAUCAAGUCCCUUUAUGGUUGGUGUACGGAUAGCAGGCUUGAAGAGUCAUGGGGUGAAAGAUCUGCUCUUGGAUGGAACCAUGCAUAACAGGUCCAGGGAACUGAAGUGUACAGGACAGACUUGUGAUGAGCUGAACAUGUUACACCUUGGUUACCUUGACUACAGCAGAUACGUUGUUACUAUAUAUUUCUUUGGAUUAGAGAAACAAAAAGUUUUACAAAUUAGAGAUGUGAAAUUCCAGUUCAAGAGCUACAAUCCCACAUUUACACAGAUAGAGAUCUGGUUCCGCUUUGUUUUCUUGUUGAUAACUUUCUUAGCUACAUGUGCAUUUGCCCAUUCACUGAGAAGGUUCACAGUGCGGGACUGGUCCAUGGAGCAGAAGUGGAUGUCAGUAUUGAUGCCCCUGUUGUUACUCUAUAACAAUCCUUUCUUCCCAUUGACAUUUCUGGUGGAGAGCUGGAUCCCUGGCAUGUUUGAUGCCAUAUUUCAAGCGUCAUUUCUGUGUGGUUUACUACUGUUCUGGUUGUGCUUAUAUCAUGGAGUGAGACAGACAAAAAGACAUUUCUGUUCUUUCUACUUGCCUAAACUGGUUGUUGUUGGAUUGAUAUGGAUCUCAGCAGUGACUUUGGCAUCCUGGCAAGCUUAUAAUGAACUACAAGAUCCCACAUAUAACUACUCACUGGAUACUGCCAACUAUUUGGGAUUUCAAGUAUUUUUCUACACAAUUGGUGUUGUGUACUUAUUGUACCUUAUAUUCUUAUUAAUAAGAGCUUACGCAGAACUAAAAUCCAUGCCUUUCUUUGAUUUGCGUCUUAAGUUUAUGACAACAUUAAUGUUGAUAGUUCUUGCCAUCACUGUUGCCAUAACAGCACUACGAUUUGGCACCAAUAUAUCCCAGGAUGCUGUUGUGACUGGAUCAUCGAUCCACUAUCAGUCCAGUGCCGAAUUCUUGUCCUUCUAUGGAUUGCUGAAUUUUUACCUGUAUACCAUGGCUUUUGUGUACUCUCCAUCCAAGAAUGCUUUAGUUGAAUCCCAUUUUCGAGAUAACCCUGCUCUCUCCAUGUUGAAUGAUUCAGAUGAAGAUAUCGUGUAUGGGUCUGAAUAUGAGGAGACAGCACUGAAUGGCAGACCAACAAAACCUACUAGGGACUCCAGAUAACAGAAGAAAUCGAGAAAUAAUGAAGCUCUGUAGUAAUAUCUUCAGUUUCCUUUUAUUAUACAACUGGAUUAAUUUACCAAAGGUGCAGAUACCAUAUACCUAUUAUCCAUUUUUCCAUAAGAAAAAAACUGAAAGCAGGAAUAGGAGGGACUUGGGUGUCUAUAUUGGCUCUUAAGACUGUCCUCUAGUCAAUUUAUUACACCUGAACCUCACCUGGCAGAUUCUAUGAAGAUGUGACUAAAUUUUUUAAAUGCCAUUGUUUCCAGCAGCUGAUAGGCCUGUGUAUUUAUGUUUGAAUGGUGCCAAUCUAUCAAAAUAUUAGUAAAUCCAUCAUCAGUUCUUGGGGCCAUUUUAUUUUAUUGUUCUAGGUAGUUUACGGUCCCAUAUUUAUAGUUUUAUGGUCCCCAUGUUAAUCUUUCAAACAAUCAAAAUAUUAGUGAAUCUGUGACAGCAUAAGUUAUGAACAUCUAGUCUUAUUUAUAGUGGUAAACCCAUUUUAAUAUUCCAAAGCAGUGUUCCAGUCCAUUAGGAUCUCUAAUUACAUUUUUUUUAUGUAUGGAGGACUCACCUUUUAUUGCAAACUUACAUGUUUCCACCAUGCUCUGGUGUCCAGUGCAGGAGUAAUGAGAAGUAUUAUGGGUGGGAGGGCAAUUUCUCCCUGAUGAGUUCCAUCCUCAGUGUGCAAAUCUAGUCAAAGUUGGGUGGGCCAGGCAUGAGAACAGCUGUCACUUUUCAGGGAGGACUGGGUAAAGAAGUAAUCUUUCCCCCCUGAUUAAUUUGUAUAGACAGCUGUCACAUUUUUUUCCUGCAUAUAUUUAUAUUAUUGGAGUUUUAGGACAGUUGUGUUAUCUGCAAGUUUAAUAGCAAGGUUGAUUUUUUUUUUUUCACAAUUUCAGGUGUUUAUUUUCUGUUUGUUUGGGUUUUUUUACAAGUUUGGGCAUAUAAUUACUACUUAUGGACUCUCCCUGUGGACUUUUGGAUGUUCCCUUAAUCUUGUUUUUGUUUUGGAUAAAACAGCAUAUUCAAUGUGGGGGAUUUCUGUAUUUUUAUGUUACUGCUGUGUUCAUGAUCACAUCAUUACAUAGAUAAAAUAUAGAUAUAAAUAUAGACAUUAAGUAUAAUAUUAAUAUAUACAAGUUUUUACAGUUUCUCAGUUGAGAUAUGUUAUUUGAUGGUUUAAAUGCCAGUAGUUUUAAGAAAUGUUGAUUGAUAAACACCUUUAUUGGAAGAAAUUACCUCUUGAUUGCAAUCAUUAUUAAUCUACAUUUGGAGAAAUUGGGAAGGGCAUAUAGAUGUAUUCAAGAAUAUAAAUAAGUGUGUGAUUUAUUGAUUUUAGUGGAUUUU
Messenger RNA from Lingula anatina, 2942 nucleotides. RefSeq names its product transmembrane protein 181. Gene Ontology annotation, molecular function: toxic substance binding. NCBI's taxonomy places the organism in Eukaryota, Metazoa, Brachiopoda, Lingulata, Lingulida, Lingulidae. The record is from RefSeq and is a predicted model, not a curated record.